This is a messenger RNA of Neurospora hispaniola, 1230 nucleotides long. RefSeq lists its product as uncharacterized. The transcript is spliced from 2 exons. The coding region runs from base 1 to 1230 and encodes 409 amino acids. The record is from RefSeq and is a predicted model, not a curated record. Lineage: Eukaryota; Fungi; Ascomycota; Sordariomycetes; Sordariales; Sordariaceae.
AUGCACAUGUCCCUCCACAAGUAUAUCCUUGACCCAUCAGGUCUACCCCCACUUCUCCGCAGUGUGCGAGGCGCACUCUUCCCCAACAACCUGCCAGGGAUCUCGAGUCUGACGGCACCCUCGUCUGAAGACGAGCUGCUUGCGCUAAGGCGCAGGUGUGCUAAGGAUCUUUGGGCGCUAAUUUCGCCUGGAUUUAUCGCAAAGCUCCUUGGGUCCGUUUAUUUCAGUGGCCGUUGCGGAUUUGGCGGCAAUUCUAGUCUCAAAGCCACGGCCGCGAGCCCAAAGGCCAGGCCAACCGCUAACACUGGUAGUACUAGUGCGCCCAUGGUGGUAAGUGAAGAGGAUGCCGAAAAGGGAGGCGCACUAGCCGGUGCUUCUCGUUCUACGACCAGUCGGGGAGCAAGCAAUGUCGGUUCUGCCACUGUCCAGCCUGCUGCUCCUCAAAACUCAUCACAGACGCCGAAGCAGGAUCAGACACAAAUGGAACAGAUGCGGAGCGGGAGCGGACCGAAGAAAAGCGGCCUAGAUCAGGGCCAGCAGGCGGUGGUUCCUGGUUAUGCUAGCACUACUGGCGGCCCAGUCCCAACUCAUCAACAGGGGUCAGGGUCGUCUGGAUCGCUCUCCUCGUUAUCGUCUGUUGCCCCUGCCCCUGGAUUUAGAGCUGGGCCUGGGUCUGGCCUUGGCCUUGGGUUUGGCCGUAGAGGGUCAGCACCUUCGGCAACAGCAGCAACCAUUACUACCAGUUCCGAUCCCCGGUCAGGUAGCAACAGCAGCAGCUCUAGUACGGGUAAUAGUCGGAGCAGUAGCAAGCUGUCUCUUACUGGAGGUGGUAGCACUAACGAUGCCGCCAUCCGCGCAGCAGCCUCAGCGAUCAAGACCAAACUAGCCAAGAGGGUGGAGGACCAACACGCUCAUGUUGUUGAAGUCCAUUUUCAGCAAGAGCUUGACGCGAAUGCAGAUGCAGAGGCAGGUGAUAUACACGCCGCUUCUGCAUCCGCUGCCACAGGCGGUCAAGCUCACGUUGAUGAUGCUGACGAUGAUGUUGACGAUGGAAACCCAAAUGAAGAGACGAUUUUGACAGAAAUCGAACAAGGAAUUCUGGAUGUGUUUAGCGAUGCCUAUCUAAACAAGCAUCUGAUUUACUCCAUACUGGAGUUGAUCCUGGUGCGGUUGAUGCCCGAAUUGGCGGAGAAGAGGGUUAGCGAGCUUUGGGAAGAGAGGCUUGCUUGA